Molecule: messenger RNA, 891 nt
Organism: Owenia fusiformis
Lineage: Eukaryota; Metazoa; Annelida; Polychaeta; Sabellida; Oweniidae
Source: the annotation of a GenBank genome assembly
AUGGCACCUGUGAAUGAAAUUGAAAGAAUUGAUAACUUGAAUCUGAAUGCAAGAUGUGAGGUAAAGCCCAAUGCCGAUCAUUUUGAAAUCCACGUUGGAACCUAUGAGUUGGUUUGGGGCAAUAAAGCAGCUUUUCCCUGCAAAAGAAGAAAGACGGUCCAUGCAGAAGACCAUUACACUCGAUUUAGAUCACUGUCAUACACUACAACCUUGAGCAGAUACAACAAGAUGCACGGAGAUCCAAUGUUUAGCGCAAUAGUCAAUGGGAUGACAGACACUCACUGUGACACACCCACUGGCACAAUCAACAUGGCAGAUGUGUUUCCAAAGUUCAUUGAUGCAAGCAUAGCAGAGGCCGCAUUGGAGGCAGUGACGACUGGGUCUAUUAUGCCAUUGGUGAAGGAAGAGCUGAAGUGUACUAUUCAACGGAAAAGACUUGCCAGUGGACAGAAUGAAUUAGAGACAGAAACAAAGCUCCCAAGAUGCGAAAAGCUAUCUGAAGAAGAUGAACUCAAAAGAAAGAAUCGCAGAGAGAGAAACAAAGUUGCUGCUGCAAAGUGCCGUAUGAAGAAAAAGAAUGAAGCAUGUGAUCUGAAAAAGGAAUCCAUGGAGUUGGAGACGAGAAACUCAGAGUUGACCUUUCAAAUUAAAUCUUUGGAAGAAGAGAAACUCAAGUUAGAGGCCCUCUUAACUGCACAUCUACCUCACUGUCUCACUCAGUUGAAGGACAUUGUUCAAACUCAAGGGGCAGAGUCACCUGUCACUCAUCCCAUGAUAGUCCCACCCACCAGCUAUCAAUCAAAGUCAGAUGACAUUGAGGAUACACAGGUUUUGGAGGAAGACUUUCUGGUUGAGGAGAUCGUCCUUGAUGAUUUGAUUCUCGAGAUAUGA